UGCGAAGUUUGCAAAGAAAUCCUCGAAACUUCCUCCUUCCCCACCCGAAAAACAACAACACGCUGUCAGCACGGCCCACACACAUGUAAAGACUGCAUGCAGAAAUGGAUUUCCGAGUGUGUGGAGAACAAGGGUUGGGCGAAGUGCGUGUGUCCUGAGUGUGGAGAGGGCAUGGGCUGGGAGGAUGUAAGGAGUUUUUCGAGCGUGGAGGGGUUUAAGAGAUAUGCGACAUUAGCGCUACGAGAUACGCUAUCGAAGAUUGAGGGAUUCCACUGGUGUAUGAAUCCGAAUGGCUGUCCAUCUGGCCAAAUCCAACCGCCAGAUAACGCGGUCUUCACAUGCGUCUCCUGCGCGCAUGUAUAUUGUGUAAACCACCCCACAACCCCUUACCAUGCGGGAGAAACGUGUUCGCAAUUCGAAGCGCGCAUCUCCGUCUCUUCCUCCACCUCUCAAUCACCAACGCUCCUCCGCCGCACUGAAGAAAAGGUCGGGGAACGCACAGUCCGGGAAAUUGGCAAGCGAUGUCCAAACUCAAUAUGUGGUUAUUGGAUUGAGAAAGUGGAGGGAUGCGAUCAUAUG
Molecule: messenger RNA, 579 nt
Organism: Lindgomyces ingoldianus
Lineage: Eukaryota; Fungi; Ascomycota; Dothideomycetes; Pleosporales; Lindgomycetaceae
Exons: 2
Biological process (GO): protein polyubiquitination; positive regulation of proteasomal ubiquitin-dependent protein catabolic process; ubiquitin-dependent protein catabolic process
Cellular component (GO): ubiquitin ligase complex; cytoplasm
Molecular function (GO): ubiquitin protein ligase activity; ubiquitin conjugating enzyme binding; zinc ion binding
Source: RefSeq, a predicted model, not a curated record